Hibiscus syriacus is the source of this 1459-nucleotide messenger RNA. Its product is annotated as F-box/kelch-repeat protein At1g57790-like. Lineage: Eukaryota; Viridiplantae; Streptophyta; Magnoliopsida; Malvales; Malvaceae. The record is from RefSeq and is a predicted model, not a curated record. The coding region runs from base 93 to 1217 and encodes 374 amino acids. Gene Ontology annotation, molecular function: protein binding. The transcript is spliced from 2 exons.
GCUUACUUACAUUUCUCUCUGCUUCUUUUUCUCUCACACAUCAAUUCCUUGGGGGAUUAAGCGGUUAAAACUUGAGUCUUUUUCGGCUGCUUAUGGCUGGGAGGAAGAAAAGAAAGAUUAAAUUGUUAGCUGAAACAAUAAAUGCGGAUGAAAGAAAACCAAUUGAGGAUGAGGAGAGUUUGAAGCUACAAACAUGGUCUGAUCUUCCUGGGGAACUUUUGGAAUUGAUCAUGUCCUACCUAACACUAGAAGACAAUGUCCGGGCUUCUGCUGUAUGCAAGAGGUGGAAUAAGGUUGCAAUUUCUGUUCGAGUGAUUAACCAAUCACCGUGGCUCAUGUACUUUCCAAAAUAUGGUAACUUGUAUGAGUUCUAUGAUCCAUCAGUGCGUAAAACUUACUCCCUCGAGCUAUCAGAAUUGCAUGGAUCCAGGGCUUGUUACACUAAAGAUGGUUGGUUGUUGCUAUACCGACCCAGAAAUCAUUGUGUGUUCUUCUUUAAUCCCUUCACUCGGGAGAUGAUUAAGCUUCCCAGAUUUGAGUUGACAUAUCAGACGGUUGCCUUCUCAUGUGCCCCAACAUCUUCCAGCUGUGUGAUUUUUACAAUUAAGCACAUCAGUCCUACUGUUGUCGCUAUUAGCACAUGCCAUCCUGGGACAUCUGAGUGGACUACUGUUAAUCACCAGAAUCGGUUGCCGUUUGUUUGUAGCAUUUGGAACAAAAUUGUAUUCAGCAGUGGAAUGUUUUAUUGUCUUAGCCUCACUGGUUGGUUAGGGGUUUAUGACCCAAUGGAGCGUACUUGGGAUGUUCUUCAUGUGCCUCCUCCGAGAUGCCCCGAGAACUUUUUUGCAAAAAAUUGGUGGAAGGGAAAAUUUAUGGCAGAGCACAAUGGUGAUAUCUUAGUUAUCUAUACUUGUUGUACUGAGAACCCCAUUAUAUUUAAACUAGAUCAAUCAGAAAUGGUUUGGGAAGAAAUGCAAACCCUCAACGGUAUGACUCUGUUUGCUAGUUUCUUGUCAUCUCAUUCAAGAACCGAUCUCUCAGGAACAAUGAGGAAUAUUGUCUACUUCUCUAAAGUCCGUUUCUUUGGAAAGCGAUGCAUAUCAUACUCGCUUGAUGACGGUAGAUAUUAUCCCCGUAAACAGUGCUAUGACUGGGGAGGGCAAGAUCCGUUUGAGAACAUAUGGAUCGAACCACCUCGGGAUGUGUCAUUCAUCUGAGAAUAGUAGUAGUAAGUAUGUGUCAAGCUUUUACAACUUAUGUCCUCAUAUAUUUUGCAGCAUCCAUGGAAUUGCUAUUGAUGCUUGCUAUAUGGAAUAAUUGCUUAUGGAUGAGUUGAUCAUGUAUUACAGUGAAUAACCAUGUUUUGUAGAACACCAUUGACUCUACUGUGCAUUCAUGGAAGCACAUCUUAAUGCUUCUUUGAGAAUUCAGUUAAUUUUAAUUUACUUUUUUAUUUCAA